Aspergillus tanneri is the source of this 528-nucleotide messenger RNA. RefSeq lists its product as uncharacterized. NCBI's taxonomy places the organism in Eukaryota, Fungi, Ascomycota, Eurotiomycetes, Eurotiales, Aspergillaceae. The coding region runs from base 1 to 528 and encodes 175 amino acids. The transcript is spliced from 5 exons. The record is from RefSeq and is a predicted model, not a curated record.
AUGGCAAAGGAUGCGAUCAUGAGAGUGGCUUUGAAGGCAGACAUGUCUGCCGGUCGUGUCACUUUGAACGGUGACACGCUCCUUGUGGUUUAUGCCGGCGUUAGCACCGUCGAUUUGGUCUCUUACGUUCUGAAGAGACCAUCCCUUAGUGUAUCGGGGGUCUUAGCCGGAGCAGGUGCAAUGUACGGAUCCACAGUGUUGGACGAUCGCUUCGAAAACUUGCUGAGCCAGCUGUCUGGUCGAGAAAAACACCAUGAAAUGCCCGAAAAAUCACACUACAUGGCUCUUCAAUAUUGUCAGGACACCAUUAAGCCAAAAUUUGAUAAGGAACUUGAUGGUGUAUUCUGUGCCGAUGCCCAGUGUCGAAGACGAUAUUGGGAUCGGGGUAGAGGUAGGCUUUAUCCAGCUGGAUGGCCGCGGAACACAUGGUCCGCUGUAGUACAGCAUGUACCGAUGACACUGCACAUGACACUACUAAUGGAUGCAGAGGCGCGGUCCAACACGGAUCAAGUGGAAAUCAGUUAUUGA